CAUAAGUGCUGUCCAUGUGAUGUAAAAUAUGUUGAGAGCACAUUUAAGUCUAUGUCCAUAGAAGAAGUACAUUGCCGGAAUCCCACACAGCGUAACUAUGUAAAAGAAUGUUGACAUUAAAUAGUCCAAAGGAGCGUAACUAUAUGUGUAAUGAACCAGCUUCAAACAUGUUUGUUUUUCCUUGGUUGAGAAGAAGUCAGAACUCAGAAAAAUGGCUUGUUCAAAACUUCAGUCUUCAAAAACGGGAAAAAUGACAGAAGUAAGCAAUUGCCCUCACGCAGGAUCGAACUACGGACCUUCAGUUUACAAGACUGACGCUCUACCACUGAGCUAUAAGGGCCUUUUUGAAACGUCUUUACUGGUUUAUAUAUAUAUAUAUACAAUAAAAUACCAGAGUGAUUGAAAUUACCAAUGACGUAUGCAAAUUUCCCAAAAUUCUAGGUCGGUCAGGAAGCUGGUUUGCUACAAUCUGUGGCGGGAAGGGAAGGGGAAGAAGAAAAGACGAAGGGAACGCGCGGGUAAAACCUCAAAUCCCAAGCAGCACUAACCGUAAUCGGUUCCCUUCCCCUCUUUGCCAUGUCUUUCCUCGACGAAUUUCAAGCCAACCUUGAGUCACUGCCCAACAUCCUGCAGAAGAAGUACGCCCUUUUACGUGAUCUUGAUAAGAGCUUGCAGGGGAUCCAACACCAAAAUGAACAGCGUUGUGAACAAGAGAUAGAGGAAAUUAAGUGCCGAAUCAAGACUGCAAAUACUUUGCCCGAUGCUUCGGUAAUCAAAUUCUCCGAUGAGGCACUCGAUGAGCAGAAACAUAGUGUCAGGAUUGCUGAUGAAAAGGUUGCCUUAGCUGUCCAAGCAUAUGACCUGGUUGAUGCACAUAUACAGCAACUUGAUCAAUAUUUGAAGAAGUUUGAUGAGGAGCUCCGGCGUGAGAGAGAGAACAAUGCUGCAUCUGGACAGCAGACUGCAAGCACUGAUUCCACUCCGAAAUCCGGAAAGGCUAGUGAGGGUGGUAGAGGACGUAAAAAGACACGGCUGGCUGCAGCAACUGAAGCAGCAGUUGCCACCUCAUCUGCUGACCCCUCCACCACCGUGGAACUGGAUAUACCAGUAGAUCCCAAUGAACCAACCUACUGUUAUUGCAAUGAAGUGAGCUACGGGGACAUGGUUGCUUGUGAUAACCCAGAUUGCAAGAUAGAAUGGUUCCACUUCGCCUGUGUCAAUGUUAAAGAACAACCCAAGGGUAAAUGGUACUGCCCGGAUUGCGCUCCUGCGAGAGGUCGACGGAAAGCAAAAUGAACUUGAUGAUGUUUACAACUCAUGUGCGCCUUGCUGCUGCACUGACUUUGUACAGCAAUGCCCUGUAUCAACCUUGAAAGCUGCGUCAGCCUGUGUAUCGUGGACGUCUUGUAUGCAUUCGUUUU
This is a messenger RNA of Linum trigynum, 1421 nucleotides long. Lineage: Eukaryota; Viridiplantae; Streptophyta; Magnoliopsida; Malpighiales; Linaceae. The record is from the annotation of a GenBank genome assembly.